Molecule: messenger RNA, 4129 nt
Organism: Piliocolobus tephrosceles (Ugandan red Colobus)
Lineage: Eukaryota; Metazoa; Chordata; Mammalia; Primates; Cercopithecidae
Gene: FLI1
Product: Fli-1 proto-oncogene, ETS transcription factor
Exons: 9
Coding region: 480-1838 (452 amino acids)
Biological process (GO): regulation of transcription by RNA polymerase II; cell differentiation
Cellular component (GO): nucleus
Molecular function (GO): sequence-specific DNA binding; DNA-binding transcription factor activity, RNA polymerase II-specific
Source: RefSeq, a predicted model, not a curated record
AGGAGCAAGUAUCCUGUGUGCGCAGCGCAUGAAUGUGUCUGGGCAUCUCCGCGUAUAUUUAUAUAGUGUGUGAUGCGAAAAGCAGGACCGGCCGAGGGAAGGAAGAGGGGGUGUGGGGGGAGGGAAGAAGAGGGAGAGCAGAGGGGAGAGAAGAGAGAGGAGAGCUCGAGGCGAGAGAGCGAGAGCGAGAGAGAGAGAGAGAGAGAGAGAGAGAUAGGACUUCCUCCCCGAUUCGCAAAGUGAAGUCACUUCCCAAAAUUAGCUGAAAAAAAAGUUUCAUCCGGUUAACUGUCUCUUUCGCUCCGCUACAACAACAAACGUGCACAGGGGAGCGAGGGCAGGGCGCUCGCAGGGGGCACGCAGGGAGGGCCCAGGGCGCCAGGGAGGCCGCGCCGGGCUAAUCCGAAGGGGCUGCGAGGUCAGGCUGUAACCGGGUCAAUGUGUGGAAUAUUGGGGGGCUCGGCUGCAGACUUGGCCAAAUGGACGGGACUAUUAAGGAGGCUCUGUCGGUGGUGAGCGACGACCAGUCCCUCUUUGACUCAGCAUACGGAGCGGCGGCCCAUCUCCCCAAGGCCGACAUGACUGCCUCGGGGAGUCCUGACUACGGGCAGCCCCACAAGAUCAACCCCCUCCCGCCGCAGCAGGAGUGGAUCAAUCAGCCAGUGAGGGUCAACGUCAAGCGGGAGUACGACCACAUGAAUGGAUCCAGGGAGUCUCCGGUGGACUGCAGCGUGAGCAAAUGCAGCAAGCUGGUGGGUGGAGGCGAGUCCAACCCCAUGAACUACAACAGCUAUAUGGACGAGAAGAAUGGCCCCCCGCCUCCCAACAUGACCACCAAUGAGAGGAGAGUCAUCGUCCCUGCAGACCCUACACUGUGGACACAGGAGCACGUGAGGCAGUGGCUGGAAUGGGCCAUAAAGGAGUACGGCUUGAUGGAGAUCGACACAUCCUUUUUCCAGAACAUGGAUGGCAAGGAACUGUGUAAAAUGAACAAGGAGGACUUCCUCCGCGCCACCACCCUCUACAACACGGAAGUGCUGUUGUCACACCUCAGUUACCUCAGGGAAAGUUCACUGCUGGCCUAUAAUACAACCUCCCACACAGACCAAUCCUCACGACUGAGUGUCAAAGAAGACCCUUCUUAUGACUCAGUCAGAAGAGGAGCGUGGGGCAAUAACAUGAAUUCUGGCCUCAACAAAAGUCCUCCCCUUGGAGGGGCACAAACGAUCAGUAAGAAUACAGAGCAACGGCCCCAGCCAGAUCCAUAUCAGAUCCUGGGCCCGACCAGCAGUCGCCUAGCCAACCCUGGAAGUGGGCAGAUCCAGCUAUGGCAAUUCCUCCUGGAGCUGCUCUCCGACAGUGCCAACGCCAGCUGUAUCACCUGGGAGGGGACCAACGGGGAGUUCAAAAUGACGGACCCCGAUGAGGUGGCCAGGCGCUGGGGCGAGCGGAAAAGCAAGCCCAACAUGAAUUACGACAAGCUGAGCCGGGCCCUCCGAUAUUACUAUGAUAAAAACAUUAUGACCAAAGUGCACGGCAAAAGAUAUGCCUACAAAUUUGACUUCCAUGGCAUUGCCCAGGCUCUGCAGCCACAUCCGACCGAGUCGUCCAUGUACAAGUACCCUUCUGACAUCUCCUACAUGCCUUCCUACCAUGCCCACCAGCAGAAGGUGAACUUUGUCCCUCCCCAUCCAUCCUCCAUGCCUGUCACUUCCUCCAGCUUCUUUGGAGCCGCAUCACAAUACUGGACCUCCCCCACGGGGGGAAUCUACCCCAACCCCAACGUCCCCCGCCAUCCUAACACCCAUGUGCCUUCACACUUAGGCAGCUACUACUAGAAGCUUACUCAUCAGUGGCCUUCUAGCUGAAGCCCAUCCUGCACACUUACUGGAUGCUUUGGACUCUACAGGACAUAUGUGGCCUUGAAGAGAAGACAAAACUGGAUGUUCUUUCUUGUUGGAUAGAACCUUUGUAUUUGUUCUUUAAAAACAUUUUUUUUAAUGUUGGUAACUUUUGCUUCCUCUACCUGAACAAAGAGAUGGAUCAUUCCAUGGGCCAGUAUGCCAGUUUGAAUUCUCAGUCUCCUAGCAUCUUGUGAGUUGCAUAUGAAAAUUACUGGAAUGGUUAUGUCAUGGUUCUGAGAAAGAAGCUGUACAUUUUCUUUAUGUUUUUAUGACCAAAGCAGUUUCUUAUCAAUACACGGGUCUCAUUAGGGGUUCAGUACGACACAGAAUCAUAGACUUAACCAGUCAUGUUCUGGUUUGAGAUUUAGUGAAAAUAGAGGUGGGAAGCUUAUAAUCUAAUUUUAGGAGGACCGAAUUCAGUGGAUGGCAACUGGAACAUUGAUUGUAAGGCCAGUGAAGUUUUCACCCAACUGGAAUUUGAUGGAAAGAAGGUGUGUGUGUUUAAGUCAUCAAGGGCAUUGCAGAAUCCCCCUCAGUGGACAGUAUGCACUCAACUGACCACUCUCUCUAGAAAUAGUCAAGAUAUGAACUAAGAAAUUUUAAUGCAAAUACAUACAUUCCUGAAAGACGGGGAAGUAAAUAACUAUUUUUUUUUAAAUGAUGACAGUGGGUCCCAGAACUUGGAAAAGUUGUAGGGAUUUCUAAACUCAAACAGAUUCGCAAGCGCUGUGCGCUUGUCAGACCAUCCGACCAGGGUCAACCAAUCAGAAGGCAACUUACUGUAUAAAUUAUGCAGAGUUAUUUUCCUAGAUCUCACAGUAUUAAAAAUAAAUAAUUAAAAAUUAAGAAUAAAUAAACGAGUUGACCUCGGUCACAAAAGCAGUUUUACUAUUGAAUCAGUCGCUGUUAUUUUUUUUUUUUAAAUGUAAUUUGUACAUCUUUUAUCAAUCUGUACAUUUGGGCUGUUUGUACGUUUUUAUAGCUGGUUUUUAAAAAGCAUAAUAUGACUAUUGCUGAAAAGGAAACAGGGCUGUUUAAGUCACUGACUUACGAGAAAGCAAAGCACUGGUACAGUUAUUUAACAGGCAUACACAAGCAAGGAAAGAUAAUCCAUUUAGACCUUUAAUGCUUUGGAAAUGUGUGUCACAGUACUGCAAUAAUCACAGCUCUGGGAAAAACAACAAAACUUUCCCUUGUGGAGAGGAGGGAUUUUCCUGCUCUAUAUAUGCAACAUAUUUUUAGACAUUAAAAUAUAUAUAAUUUUGCAGGUAAUUGUUGACUUUUUUAACUAUAUGAAGUGUUAAGCUGACAACUGUCAAUGAAGACCAUGUUGUAAAAUAAUUUGACUAAAUAAAUGGUUCCUUCUCUCAGCGCUGAGGACGGUUUUCUUAUUUGCCGCCCCCGUUAGGUCAAAGGGUUUUUUUUCUGGGGAACUUUCCUAUUUACUUCCUGCACUAUCCAGAAUUUUUCAAAUGUACGUACUGCAGUGCAGCAGACGGUAUAAAAUCAAUGUGGUUUUUCAUUGUUGUUGAUGAUGUUUGUAGUGUUUUUUCCUGUGUGGUAUUUAAAUCUUCCUCUAGCCUAAAAGGGUUUUAUAAAGUGGCAGCCAAGGCCACGGAUAACCUGUAUGUAAGGAACAGAGCAAAGCGAGCUGGUCUAUCCAGACGUGUCUGUGAGAUUUAACUCUGCAGCCUCCCCGGGGCACUUCAGACCCAGGUGGCCCCCUUCUGCUACUCCCGCAGAGAAUGAGCGCCCUGCUUCCCUCAGGUCUCAGACCAGGAUUUUAUGGCUCAUGCAGAUUUUUAAGGUCAUUUUUCUUCCCAAGGAAGAAACUUGCCUCCAAUUGCUUCACUAUUAGGUAGCUUGUUUUCAUUUUCUCUAUUUUACAAUGAAAAGAGCGAGACCUGGGAAGUCCUUGAUUUGCAAGGAAUUCGACUCAUAGCAUUGGUAAUCCUAGAACCUUCUUUGGGUAACACUGAGUACCUUCAAGACAACGUGUCUACCUAAAUGAAACGGGAUGUGUUUCAGAACAAUGGUCUCCAAUUUUUUUUUUAAUCUUGCAUGCUGCCAUUUAAAAAGUUGUGUAAAGCACAUAUUCUCAACAUAUGCACAUUGAUUUAUAAAUCAUAUAUACAAACUGUUCCAUUAUUCUUCAUACUAGAAAACAAAUACAAAAUAGAACAUUUUAAAUGGUGUUAUAAAAAUAAAUUGAAACGAAAAUUCUA